AUGGAUUCUGUGCCUCCGCCUCCACCUGAGGCUUUCGGCGAGAUGGACAUCAACGGCGAAACGUACAUGGUGCCUAAAGGGCUGUACUACACGCAGCAGAAGGACAUAAGCGUCGACGCUGCCAUGAAAACGCCGAAUGUGGCAGACAUCGCGGACACCAUCAGACAUUUCGGUGGCUUGAACGCAAAUCUACAGAAAGAAAACGACAUCGCUGCCGGGAUCUACUUGCCGAUGCCUUUCGGCAUGCAACCGUUGUCGUUUCAGCUGAUGAGCAAGAUCAGUGACGAUGAAAGUCGGAAUAUGAAAAUUGGACUGCACGGUAACAGCGAGAACGAAAGCGAAGACGACCAAGGAGAAGAAUGGCAGCGGCCGACGAGCGAUCCUCCUGUGCCUACGCAAACACGUAAAACUUCGGGAAUGGAGGAAGACAGCAGCUUGCUGGACCGCCUGGUUCGAAACUUCGGCAGAUUGGCGAAACGCUAUCUGAAGGAAAACAAAGCGAAACCUGCUUCCAAUAAAGUUCUCCGUUUCAACAGCUCAAGCAGAACGCAAAACGAGGCAUAUAUCUAUAUUAGCAUACCUGGCUUCAACCCGAUCUGUGUGAAGGGACAUCUGGGUAGGCUGGAGAACUUCUGA
Messenger RNA from Soboliphyme baturini, 636 nucleotides. NCBI's taxonomy places the organism in Eukaryota, Metazoa, Nematoda, Enoplea, Dioctophymatida, Soboliphymatidae. The record is from the annotation of a GenBank genome assembly.